Drosophila hydei is the source of this 2150-nucleotide messenger RNA. It is a transcript of the gene Rbpn-5, whose product is annotated as rab GTPase-binding effector protein 1. Gene Ontology annotation, molecular function: GTPase activator activity; metal ion binding. The transcript is spliced from 6 exons. Gene Ontology annotation, cellular component: intracellular membrane-bounded organelle. NCBI's taxonomy places the organism in Eukaryota, Metazoa, Arthropoda, Insecta, Diptera, Drosophilidae. Bases 194 to 2131 code for a protein of 645 amino acids. The record is from RefSeq and is a predicted model, not a curated record. Gene Ontology annotation, biological process: endocytosis.
GAAUAUUGUAUGCCUGCAUAAAUACUGUCAGCCAUUGCCUUAGCAAAUCGAGCUUUCUAUAUUUAUCGAAAGCGGCAAGUAUUUCGUGGGCGAGUUCUAUUUCAGUGGCGCAUCUCUAAUUCUGAUGGCUUGCAUCCCUGUUGUAAACUAAACAUAAUUGUUGAUAUUAUUGCAUUGCCUCAAUUUCUGUAAAAUGGAAGAGAAUGAGAGCACGUCGGAAGCCCAGAAUAACGUUGCAAACGGAGAUGAUGACGCGACAUACCAGCAUAAGUUGGAACUGCUCCAAACCGAGAUGCGUAAAAUGCAAAACGAGUUUAAUACGCAGCGUGCUAAAAUGAAGGAGUUGUACAUGCAGAAGGAGGCCGAGCGAAAGCAGCUGCAAGACGAAUUGAAUGAGUUGAAGACCCACGUUAUGGUAGCUGACCUAAAAUCCGAGAAUGAAAUGCAGUUGAAGGAUAUAAAGGCUCAAGAGGAGAUAUCGUCACUGCAGCAGCUGGUGCAGGACACGAUUGAGGAAUCGGCCAUAUAUAAAGCAGAAUUGGAACGUAUUAAAGUGGAACAGCUACGGCAGCAACAACUGCAACUUCAGCAGAUGCAGCAAAUAACCACGGUAGAGCCAUCCGGCGGUCUAGCGCCGCAUGUUCUUAAUCAGGUGAAGAAGACACUCGGAUCUGUGCGAAAGCUAGGCAGCGAUUCCUUGAAUAAUAGCUUUCAACAGGAGACUGCCGACAGCAACACGCGUGGAACGAGCAAGACAAAUGCCAAGCAAUAUGCUUCUGAAGAUGCGGAAAUGAUGCACUCUAUAGUUGAGCAAUUGCAGGAAGAGAUGAAAGCGCUAAAGGAAAAGUUGCGCGAAACAGACGAUCAGCUACAGGCCAAAACUAGCACAUCGCAGCGCAAGGAAGAAACUACAGAAUCUGUCAUAGAUGGCGCAAAUGCCAUGCACAAGUCCACAUCAACAGAUUUGGUAGAGCCCAGUUCAGCUUGUAAUAGCUGUGAUUCAACAGAACAGCGCUCUGAUGACUUAACAGCGCAGAUGAAACAGCAGCAAAAGCAGCUGGAAAUACUGCAAAAGCAAAUUACUGAGUCGCGGGAACAGUUGAGCAAAGAAGCUGCGCUGCGUAAUGACUUGGAGAAUCAGUGGCAGACGAAGCGCGAGGCACAUAAGACCGAAGUACAAAACCUUCGUGAGCAAGUUAAGAACAACGAGCAACAACUUUUGGACAUGCAGCAAAAGUUUCUCGAGACCAAGGAGGAGGUGAUGCGAAAUCUACAACGUGUCACCGACGAUCGUGAAAGAGUUAAUCAGCAGCUCGAAACGUUGCAGGCUGACAAUGAUUUUCUAUCCGGUCGAUUUCUGGCGACGUCAGAAGAAAUUGAAAAUCAAUACAUAAAUCUCCCAAACACUGUGGUCGAGUUGCAGGAACUUAUGCUGCGGCAACAGAGCGAACUGAUACAGGCGCGGGUUAGCAGCGAAUACGAGAAACAGAAAUGUGUCAGCUCGCUGGAUGAGAUACAUUUACUGCGCGCCCAGCUCGAAGAGAGCAACAAUGAGCGGCGCGCGUACAAGCGCAAAGUGCAAUUAGAUAUUAAGUCGCUACAAGAUCGCAUUACGGAGCAGCUGGUCGCGGAGCAGUCACACGAGUCAUCAAAAACACUUUUGGAACGCAAAGAGGCUGAGCUGAACAAGCAGCUGUCCGAAUGCCGCGUGGAGAUUAUAGAACUACAGGAAGCGAACGAGAAACUGGGAAAAAACAAUGUAGACUAUAAGGCUAAAAUUAAGACGCUUCAGGAGGAGUUGUCCACAAUGGAAACGGUGCAAAAAGAUUUUGUCAAACUGUCACAAAAAUUGCAGAUGACCUUGGAGGAGCUGCGGCACGCAGACACCGAGGUGCGCUGGCAGGACGACGAUGACGUUAACAACUGUCCCACAUGUAACGCCGGCUUCACGGUGAUGGUGCGCAAAAUACAUUGCCGCCAUUGUGGACACAUCUACUGCGAUAAAUGUCUAACAAAAACGGUGCCAUCGGGACCACGGAAGCGUGUCGCCCGCGUCUGUGAUAUCUGUCACACGUUGCUCACGCCACACACCGCUCCCUACUUUAGUCACGAGCCGCAACAGACUAAUUAACUAGUCGAUUCUUCGUUGG